Molecule: messenger RNA, 1242 nt
Organism: Periophthalmus magnuspinnatus
Lineage: Eukaryota; Metazoa; Chordata; Actinopteri; Gobiiformes; Gobiidae
Gene: gjc2
Product: gap junction protein gamma 2
Exons: 1
Coding region: 1-1242 (413 amino acids)
Biological process (GO): cell communication
Cellular component (GO): connexin complex
Source: RefSeq, a predicted model, not a curated record
AUGAGCUGGAGUUUCCUCACUCGUCUCCUGGAAGAAAUCCACAACCACUCCACCUUUGUGGGGAAGGUCUGGCUUACCGUGCUGAUAAUCUUUCGUAUAGUCUUGACUGCAGUGGGUGGCGAGUCUAUAUAUUCCGAUGAACAAACCAAAUUCACCUGCAACACCAAACAACCGGGCUGUGACAACGUUUGCUAUGACGCCUUUGCCCCCCUCUCCCACGUCCGCUUCUGGGUUUUCCAAAUUAUUAUGAUCUCUACGCCAUCCGUCAUGUACAUGGGAUACGCUAUUCACAAGAUCGCUCGGACCUCGGAAGAAGAACGCCGCAAAAGGCAAAGAACAGAGCAGCGUAAGAAGAUACCUCCCCAUUCAAGAUGGAGAGAUGAUGAACAUAUAGAGGAGGUUAUGGAGGAACACGUUGACAGUGAGGCCGAACCAAUGAUUUUUGAGGAUGCCCUUGAGAUGAAAGACUUGAGGCCUGAGUCUACAACUGGCAAAGUGCAAGCCAAGUAUGAUGGCCGCCGGAGGAUUGUUCAAGAAGGCCUUAUGAGAAUUUACAUCCUUCAGCUCACGUCAAGAGCUGUUUUUGAGGUUGCAUUUUUAGCUGGACAGUACCUCCUUUAUGGCUUCAAAGUUAGUCCUUCAUAUGUUUGCAACAGGAUCCCAUGCCCACACCGCGUUGACUGCUUUAUCUCACGACCUACUGAAAAAACCAUCUUCCUUCUUAUCAUGUAUAUUGUAAGCUGCCUUUGUCUCAUCCUGAACGUGUGCGAGAUGCUACACAUAGCAAUUGGCGCGUUCCGAGAUUCCAUACGCCAUCGGAAAAGUCGAGGAACCUUAACUCCGUACCGCUACCCGUUCUCCCGAAACAUCACCUCAGCUCCUCCAGGAUACAACCUCGUCAUUAAGUCAGACAAACCUGGACAGAUUCCUAACAGCAUCAUUCCACACGAGCAAAACAUGGCUAACUCUGCCCAAGAACAGCACUGCGGGAGUCCAGAUGAAAACAUACCGUCUGAUUUGACAAGCCUCCAUCGGCAUUUGCGAGUGGCUCAGGAGCAGCUUGACAUGGCGUUUCAAACUUAUCAGACCAAAAAUACACAGCAAACAUCAGGGUCCAGCAGUCCUGUGUCUGGAGGGACGAUCGCAGAGCAAAACCGUGUCAAUAUGGAGAAGCAAGGAGCAAGGCCUAAAUUAGCAGACAAGACAGCUGGGAAAAAUGGAAAGACAUCAGUAUGGAUUUAG